ACUGCGUCCUCGGUUGCUAUCAUGGAGCCACUGUACACAGACGGACUCAGCUGAAGCGUCUAUCGACUCAGUCUGGCCUUUUCCAAACAUUUUAAACGACUUUAAGCGGUUGUUCAGAAUAAGCUGCAACGAUGCGGAUCCGCACAUUUCCUUUGCAGGUUUAUCUUCGCCCUGAAAAUGGCUGAAUUAGCAGACUUAGCAGCUAGCGCCUGAAUCCUGUGCGUCAGCUCGGUGUCAGUCGGGGAUCAACAGGAGGAUGCAAGUUCUGCAGGACAACUUCUUCUACCACUCAAACUCUAGGCUGGGAGCUGAUGGAGGCCUCGAACAUGAGAGGCAACUUUUGGCCGAGGAGCAGAAGUCAUGCAGAGCCCGAGCUCGCAAAUUCUCUCUGGAAACCACCCGACGCAGGAAGGCCUUGGAUGAAAGAUGGAAGCAGUGGGACGUGCAGGAGCAACGGCUGAGAGACAACAUCCUGCAGCAGCGCAGGCAGCAAGUACAGGAUGCGACUGAGCGCUUCCAGAGAGCCCAUCUACCUCCUUCUCAAAGACGCAGACAAUCUUUUAGAAGACAUGUCGGAAAUAUUGAAGACGCGCUCAAUCAAAUCCAAGGCAACCCCUUUAACUUGUCCAGCAACACUAAUGUGAGCAGAAGCUGCACUCCUUCUCCCAAGCCUCCCACAGUUUCUAAAUCUUCCCACCGCCAAGUGCUCUGUGCUUUGGAGGCCUACACUAAACUGCUACAGGAGCAGAGCAGAGCAGAGGAGCAACAAGAUGACAGCCCACAGGGCAGCAACCUGUCUGAUCGCUGUGACUCUGAAAUCCUUUCAAGUAAGGACAGUUUGGAGAGCGAGGAGCCCAGUCACAACGCAAAAAAUCUGCAGCGUUCCUUUUCGUCGUUCUUGCUCGACUCCGUGAAGGCACAUCCGGACCAGAGGAAGCAAAACGACUUGUGCCCAACGUCAGACCUGACGUCUUUCUCGGCGAUGAUGCUUCUUGGCGAUAACUUGGCCCAACCGAGGAAGCAGCACGAACCCAAGCAGAAAACGGAAGAGGAAUCCGGAUGGCUGAAUAAUAAGUUGCAUUUCUCUAAAGCUUCUUGGGAGUUCACGUCUGUUCAGAAAACACCUAAACCAGAGACGGGGGCUGCUCUGCACAACUGUAACUUAUUAACUCUCUGUGAAAUUAUUAGCGGAGACCCAGAGCACUUUGGGCCAAACUCGCCACAAAAUAUUCCCAGUGACAACAUCAUUGUCACAAACAGAGUUGAUUUUGGCUGCAAAGCACUUGAGUUCAAAAAACCCAAAGAAGAGUCUACGGUGGAUAUCAAACAGGAGAGGUUCCACGAUGACGGAUCAUUCAAAUAUUCACAAGCCGCAGGAAUUCCUUUUCUUACCAAAGAUGGCAACAGCAAAGGCACUUUGUUUGGGGCUUCCCCAAAGCCAAAUAUUUUCUUGAACAACAGCACAACAGAUAAUUUAUCCAAUGUAGGAACUCUUCAGAAAACAGAAAAAGAAAUCUACCAUCUGCCAUCCCAGAAAGAACCCAGGGCUUCCAUGAACAAUCUCAAUAAGGUUUCUAACUCGGAGCCCCAAACGGAGAAGCCUAUAAAUACAGCGUUGCUGGAACGCACAGGCUUGUCUAAUGUUGAUUCAGAUGUGCAUAAAUGUCUCGAAUGUCCCGAGGAGGAAAUACAAAAAAUGCCCGAAUCAAUGGCGACGUCUCGUUCUGUAUGCGAAGUCAGAUUCAUCAAAGGAAUCCUUAAAAAGCAGUCCAAAUAUAUGUCAGGAGAUACCACGCGUGUGUUCGGCUCAGGGCAUUUGAUUUUUGCGAAACAAGUGGCUUUAGCAAUUAGAGACAGCGUUGAGUUGACGAGGGCAAAAACUAACACGGGGGGAAACGCCGCUGUCAAGAAGAAGCUGCGUUGGUUCGACGAGGUGCAUGUGGAGAAAGAGGAAAAUGACGCGGCAACGAAGCAGAUGAAAAGCAAGUUUUCCAGUCUUCAGUCAAAGAGCAGCUCGGAGGACCACCAGCUAAGUCUCACCGCGGUCUCAGGGACUCCCAAGGCCGGACCCGGCGUGACCCCUGCAGCCUCGGCACGUUAUCACUUUACAAAGGAAGCAUGGGCAGAUGUGGGGGUUCAAGUCAACUUGCCCCAAGAACGAGCGGACGAGGUCAAGGUGGCGCGGAGCAGCGCCAGGGCCGGCGGCCCCAAGGUCCCUCGGAGAGAGCGCUCCGCCAGAGCCGGAGCGGGUCCUGUUUCCUCACGAACAAGAAAGGGCACCGUCAUACGACCUCAGUCUGCCACCGAGGUGAGUCAGAUUGCCAAAACCCAAGGGAAGGUAAUGGUGCCGCGGCCCCCUCCGCGCACAGACUCAGCAGAAGAGAAGACGGCGUACGUCACUAAGAAUCCAUAUGGCAGCUAUAAACAUGCCCAAGCCGCAGAGCACAAGAGCAUCCCAGAGAGCUUCUUCUCGCCGGACGCACAUCAUGUAAUCACAGCAGACAGCGGUGUUAUGUACACACCUCUCCCGCCCUCGUACGCAUGCCGCUUCUCGGAGGGCAACGCAAAAAGCGCACCGAGCGCGGCUCAUCAGGACAGCUACCACAGAAGAAGAGGGAUGGCGCACGGUGAAAAGGGCCUCUGUUUAGACUGCACUCCCACAGAUGAGGAGAUUUCUCAGCUCUGGCAUGGCGUCCGCAGCGCCUUAACCACCAAGGACGCAAAAACCGUGGCCAGGAGACAGGCCCCGGAGAGUGGGCGAGUUUUACGGAAAGCGUGCUUGGAGCCGAGCAGGCAGCCUCCUGGUUCGGGGAACAGAAGGCUUCUUCAGACCUCUCAGUCAACAAAACACUCCACAGAACUGGUCAGACCGUCAUUCUCAAGUACUCAGGACUCAAGUUUUCCAAAGGAAGGUUUGGAGCGUGCAGCCCAGUUACACCUGGCUGAAGUACACGCUGCAGGCCCAGUGGAGGAGAGGGAUAUUGUUGCUGCCAUGGAGACUGCCCAAACACAGAGGUCUGGAACAGUGCAGCAGCGCGGCCAACAGCAGGGGCUCACCACCAUUUCCUUGGAGGAGAAGAAAAUCCUUCUUUCUCUGGACAGACUUAACCACCAGCUGCACUGUGUGCAGGAACAUGUUGGGGUAAAUACUGGCACACAUGGCCUCGUGCUUGUCGACGCGCCGUACGACGCGAAAGUGGCAAACCAGAAGCGCCGUGCAUCCUCCGCUAACAGUCGCCCUCGAUACCAGAAGAAAUACUGACCCAGAGCUGUUGUCAACAGUGCACGUCAUUCACAUCACUGCAUCAUGUUAUGUAACCAAGCACUUUAUUCCUGGAAAAAUAGAUGUUACCAAAAGUGCCUACCGGAGUAACUUGAGGCUCUAAGCAGAGAUAAAAAGCACAUCAGAGGAAAGACACCAACCAUCGAGUUUAUUGUGUUCAAAUUAGUUUUGUACUUUCACCAUUUGUUUGAACGUGUUGCCACAAAAUAAAUGAUUUGACACUAAACAGUGAAACUUUAAGUGCCUGUGAAAAUGAUUUUGGCAUUAUAAAAGAUUAGCGUGUCAUUUCAUGUUUAUUUUACAUAGUAAAACAUGGAUUUGAUGGAUUGGACAUUGGCACUAGACUGAAUAAAAAUCUAUUGAUAACCUGA
Mugil cephalus (flathead mullet) is the source of this 3654-nucleotide messenger RNA. It is a transcript of the gene cep126, whose product is annotated as centrosomal protein 126. The transcript is spliced from 11 exons. The record is from RefSeq and is a predicted model, not a curated record. Gene Ontology annotation, biological process: mitotic spindle organization; cytoplasmic microtubule organization; non-motile cilium assembly. NCBI's taxonomy places the organism in Eukaryota, Metazoa, Chordata, Actinopteri, Mugiliformes, Mugilidae. The coding region runs from base 257 to 3262 and encodes 1001 amino acids. Gene Ontology annotation, cellular component: centrosome; midbody; ciliary base.